AUGUGGGGCUUGCGCGGUAGCACUCACCAGGAAGGACCGUUCGUCGGGUUGCACGGUAACGACUGCAGUCAAUUCGGUGCGUGCCACUGUUUUGGUCUAUCGGUAGGUCUAGACUACAUGUAUCUGUACCUAACAGUGUCUAUACUCAAUAUGCUCCUUGCAACCUGGAGAUGGCGUGACUACAACAGAAGGGAUAGGGAGGUGAGAAUUGAAUACACCAGCGUUAGUUCCUGUAGUGUACAUGCGGUGUGUUCCAAACAGCUAGGGACGCAUCCAUGUCUAAAUAAUUAACUUAAUUAUUUGUUUGUCUUAAAGCCAAUCCAAGGGUUUUCAUGCAGUCCAACUAAGUCUAGCAGAACACAAUGGAAGCCAGUGUGGGUAUUGUUCACCCGGCAUGGUGAUGACUAUGUACAGUCUCCUGAAAGAAAACUCCUCGCCAAACAGUCAGCAGAUAGAAGACUGCUUCGAUGGCAACAUUUGUCGAUGCACUGGCUAUAGGGGAAUUCUUGAUGGCAUGCAUGUGUUUGGAAAAGGCUCCUUACCUCAUGACAUUGAGGAAAUUGCUGAAGUAAAGUACAAGGGUUGCCCUCUUGCUGGUACAAAAUUACCAACACGUCUGCCCUAUUGGUACACUCCAAGCUCAGUCAAUGAUGUAUUUGCUUUGCUGAAAAAAUACGCGACUGCUGGAGUCAUGAUCGUUGCAGGAGGCACUGGGAGGGGUGUAUUCAAACAGCAACCAUUAGUGCAGGCCUAUGUGGACAUUAAGAACAUAGCAGAUCUCUACUUAGUCAAGAUAUCGAGCAGUGCUCUAAUUGCGGGUGCUGGUCUCACUCUGACAGAACUGAUGAAUGCUUUAGAGAAACAUCAGCAUUCUGAUUCGAGAAGUCAAAAGUUUGCUAGACUUGCUAGCCACAUAAGAAAGAUUGCUAGCUGGCCUGUGAGAAACGUUGGAACUUGGGCAGGCAACUUGAUGCUUACUCACGACCACGAUGGCUUUCCUUCAGACAUGCAUACCAUUCUCACGGCAGCUAAUGCAUCUGUCACUGUUGAGAAUGGGACAAGUACAAACACUUACAACAUGGAGGAGUUCCUGACGUUGGACAUGAAGGGCAAACUGAUUACCUAUUUGUCUAUUCCAAUUGAAGAUCCUACAGAGUGGUUUGUGACUUUUAAAGUGAUGCCUCGACAUCAAAAUGCACAUGCCUAUGUGAACGCAGGUUUUAACGUCAAGUUCACAGAGAAAGGAAAAACAGUAGUUUUGUCGGCUGUCUUAGCCUUUGGAGGCAUUGGAAAACAUACAGUACAUGGAACGAAAACGGAGAAACUGUUAAAGGGAAAAGACUUGAGGCAUAAAGCCACCUUAGCAGCUGCACUGACUCAACUCUCUGAUGAAUUGAUCCCCAAUAGUACUCUUGUGUCUGCCAGCCCCACAUAUCAAAAGAGUCUAGCUAUAAGUCUUUUCUACAAAUUCUAUUUGAGUGUUUUUGGUGACAAACUGCCGAAGGAGCUGCAGUCGGCAGCUUACGAAAUGAAACGACCGGUGAGUAGUGGUCAGGAGUCAUACAGCACCAACUCGUCCAAAUACCCUCUAACACAACCAAUACCAAAAUUGACUGCCAUUCUUCAAGCAUCUGGUGAGGCCGAAUAUGUUGGCGACAUUCCGUCCCAACAAGGAGAGCUUCAAGGAGCAUUUGCUCUUACCACACAGGCCAAUGCCGCUAUCGAGUCAAUAACUAACAUACCCAAAGUCCUGUGUAUGCCAGGCGUUGUUAGUGUAAUCACUGCACGCGAUAUCCCUAAACUCGGAACUAACACUUUGUCUGGCUUUGCCCCACAACUGCUGUUUGCAGAGAAGGAGUCUCAAUAUGCAGGACAACCACUUCUAUUAGUGUUGGCCGAUACACAAGUGCAUGCUGAUGCUGCUGCACGUGCUAUACGUGUGACUUAUAAGUCGCAUGGGAAACCGAUUGUGACGCUUGAGCAGGCAAUAAAGGCAGGUUCACUGUUUCAUGAUGAUCAAGCGAAGGCUAUCAAGAAAGGAGAUCCAGCUGAUGCUUUAAGAAAAUCAGCUCAUCGAAUCAGUGGUCAAGUCAGUGCUGGCUCUCAGUACCAUUUUUCAAUGGAGACUGAACAUUGCCUCGUCAUUCCCACUGAAGAAAGCCUCACCAUUUACAGUCCAACUCGUAGUGCCAACGUUUGUCAAAUUGCAGUCGCUGGUGUGACUGGCCUGCAGACAAGCAGAGUCUACAUUGAAACGAGACGUUGUGGAGGAGCAUUUGGAGGGAAAUUUCAUAGUUCAGCUCACGUUGCUGCCGGAGCCAGUUUAGCAGCACAGAUCACAAAGCGUCCAGUGCGUAUUGCUGUUGACUUGGAGAGUAACAUGCAGAUGUUUGGCACGAGAACUCCUGUCUUAGCCAAAUACGAGGUUGGAUUUUCCGAUUCGGGCAAGAUUGAUGUUAUCAGUGCAACAGUUUAUGCCGGAUGUGGUUGGGCUCACAGUAUUGAUUCAAUUGAGUCAAUUAUUGCAAACAUGGAUAAUGUGUACAAUAUAGCCAAUUGGUCUCUUGAGCCAAAUAGUUGCAAGAUGAACACUCCAGCAUGUCAGCCGUGUCGAUCUCCUGCGCAUUUUCCUGCUGUUUUUCUCAUCGAAUCGAUUGUCGAUCAAGUCGCCUCAACGUUAUCCAAAUCACCAGAAGAAAUCAGAUUUCUGAAUCUCUAUCAACGUAAUCAAGUCUCUCUUUCCGGACAGAAACUACUGUAUUGCAACAUAUCCAAACUAUGGCAAGCUCUGAUCAAGUCUUGUGAUUUUGAGCAACGAAAUGCUGCAGCAUUAUCAUUUAAUAAAGACAAUCGAUGGAAGAAACGGGCACUCGCCAUCGUGCCGCUGCGUUAUGGUAUUUCCUGGCACAAUCAUUACACAGUGAUGGUGGUCAUUUAUGCCAACGAUGGCACAGUAGCUGUGACACACGGUGGAGUAGAAAUCGGUCAGGGCAGCAAUACCAAGAUAGCUCAGGUGACGGCUUAUCAACUGGGUUGUGAUCUUGAGUUGGUUUCUGUUCGCGCGUCGAACACAUUUACGAGUCCUAACGCCGGAGUUGAUGGAGGAAGCACUACCACUGAAUUGAACUGUGUGGCCUGUGUGAAUGCUUGCAAGGCUUUAAACAGUCGCAUCAAACCAACUCGAACUCAGAUGCCGAAGGCAACAUGGAGUGAGGUCAUCAAGGCUUGUGCCAACAAAGGCAUAGACUUGGCAGCAAAGUCAUGGGUCGAUGUUCCAAAAGGCCACAAUGGAAGUGACAGAUAUGAAGCAUAUGGAGUCACAUGCAGUGAAGUGGAGAUCGACGUGCUGACCGGUGAGCUACAGAUCAGUCGUGUUGACUUGCUGUAUGACUGCGGGGAAAGCAUGAACCCAAAGAUAGAUGUCGGGCAGACUCAAGGAGCGUUUGUGAUGGGCCUUGGAUAUCUUCUCACUGAACGCAUCGUCUAUGAUGAAGACACCGGGCAACUGUUGACAAAGAACACUUGGGAGUACAAACCACCAUCAUCAAAAGACAUUCCUAUCGACUUCCGGAUCGCAUUCGAAAAGAAUGCACCAAACCCAUUAGGAGCUCUCGGAGCAAAAGCUGUUGGUGAACCUCCGAUUUGUAUGUCGGUGUCAGUAUUUCUUGCUAUCAGACGAGCCAUCGAGUGCGCUCGGUUUGAGACAAAGGAUCAUGCUGUUGUGACUCUAAAUGCUCCUGCCACGCCCGAAGUAAUCCAACUGAGCUGCAAGGUCGAUCCGAGUCAGUUUGGGUUGUGAUUUCAAUUUGAAAGCGUUUGAUGUUGUUGCUUUGUGACGACGGGCGACUUGCCCAAUAAAUGAUGCAGCAUAACUUGUUGUUUGUGUGUGUUUUACGAUUAAAUAAUAUUCAUCAUUGUCUCUGCGGUC
Molecule: messenger RNA, 3928 nt
Organism: Corticium candelabrum
Lineage: Eukaryota; Metazoa; Porifera; Homoscleromorpha; Homosclerophorida; Plakinidae
Exons: 36
Coding region: 395-3799 (1134 amino acids)
Molecular function (GO): oxidoreductase activity; FAD binding; iron ion binding
Source: RefSeq, a predicted model, not a curated record